This is a messenger RNA of Insectozyma verbasci, 456 nucleotides long. The record is from the annotation of a GenBank genome assembly. NCBI's taxonomy places the organism in Eukaryota, Fungi, Ascomycota, Pichiomycetes, Serinales, Debaryomycetaceae.
AUGCACCAAGGGAUUAAAACAACACUCAUCACUUUAACAUGGUUUCCUGUAUUAUAUACAUUCACAAAUCAUAUUAUACAACCUUAUUGUAUCAAUGGUUUUAGUAUGACACCUACCUUUAAUAAUAAUGACAUUGUAUUGGUUAAAAAAUAUAAUAUGAAAUCAUCAAAUUUAACAAAAGGUGAUAUAAUAAUGUUUAGAAGUCCCGAAAAUCCAGAAAAAUUAUUAACUAAACGAAUAAAAGGUUUACAAAACGAAAUAAUUAUACCAAAGAAAGAUUAUCCAAAAAAUCAAGUGAAAAUACCAAGAAAUCAUCUUUGGGUUGAAGGUGAUAAUGAAUUUCAUUCAAUAGAUUCUAAUAAAUUUGGACCAAUAAGUCAAGGAUUAGUGGUGGGUAAAGUAUUAAGUGUUAUAUGGCCAUUGAAUAGAAUAGGAGUAGAUUUAGAAUAUAGAUGA